UGACACGUUGGCACGCACAUUUGUACACCAAACCGCUGCGUGUGUGUGUGUGGUAACUGGGUGUAUAUAUAGCGUUCGACGCUGACCACCGAACGCCGCCGCCCAGACCACCGGCGUCCGUGUGACCUUGCCACCAUGCUCGCGAGGGCUCCCCCGCGGUCGUGCCCCGGCGCCGGCGCCGGCGACGUCGUCGUUCGGUGCCGCCGCGAGGCCGCGCCGAGCAGGACGCCGUGGGCGGUGCCCGGUGGCCACCGACGAGCUGGCGCCAAGCUCGUCGCGGCGGCGGCCGCCGGGGAGAGGAGGACGGCGGCGGGGCAGGAGCCGGUGGCCGCGGCGGCGCCGGCGGACGGGACGAGGCUCGCCAAUGGGUCGGCCGUCGCAGGUAUAAGCAAGCUUGUGACCUCAACCGUUGGGAAAUCGACAAAUAUCCUGUGGCAUGACUGUCCCAUAGGGCAGACAGAGAGGCAAAAGUUGAUGAACCAGAAGGGUUGUGUCGUGUGGAUCACUGGACUAAGUGGUUCAGGAAAGAGCACGCUCGCAUGCGCGCUGAGCCGGGAGUUGCACUCCAGAGGUCAUCUGACAUAUGUUCUUGAUGGGGACAACCUAAGGCAUGGGUUGAACCGGGACCUCAGCUUCAAAGCAGAGGACCGUGCUGAAAACAUACGCAGAGUAGGAGAAGUAGCAAAGCUAUUCGCAGAUGCUGGCCUAAUCUGCAUUGCUAGCUUGAUAUCACCUUACAGAAGUGAUCGAAGCGCAUGUCGAAAUUUACUGCCCAAGUCUUCAUUCAUAGAGGUAUUUUUGAAUGCCCCAAUUGAGGUGUGUGAAGCGAGGGAUCCAAAAGGCUUGUAUAAGCUUGCCCGUGCUGGCAAAAUCAAAGGUUUUACUGGAAUUGAUGAUCCUUAUGAACCACCAUCUGAUUGUGAGAUAGUGAUACAGUGCAAAAUUGGGGAUUGCCCUUCACCAAAAUCAAUGGCUGAUCAAGUGGUGUCAUAUCUCGAAGUGAAUGGAUUCUUACACGAGUAGCGGUCGAUGUUUGUGAUGCAUUUUCAGAAGCACGGGAUUGCCAAUGCUAGAUAUCUAUGUCCUUGCUGAUGAUGUAUCACACCUCAGAUCAUUUGGUUGACAAAAAUUGCUAGCAACUUGUCUGUGUGCAUGGGUAAAGUUGUUUCUCCUGCAUGUUUUAGAUAGUGCAUACCUUAUGGCUGACUGUGGUGGAACAUGUUUAUAUAUGUUAGAUGCAGCAGUGUAAAAUGUAAAUGUGCAUUGUUCUGAUGAUAAUUGCAUUUGACUGUUUGUCACAAAACAACAAA
Molecule: messenger RNA, 1310 nt
Organism: Panicum virgatum (switchgrass)
Lineage: Eukaryota; Viridiplantae; Streptophyta; Magnoliopsida; Poales; Poaceae
Product: adenylyl-sulfate kinase 3-like
Exons: 7
Coding region: 136-1023 (295 amino acids)
Biological process (GO): sulfate assimilation
Molecular function (GO): adenylylsulfate kinase activity; ATP binding
Source: RefSeq, a predicted model, not a curated record